Messenger RNA from Larimichthys crocea (large yellow croaker), 4945 nucleotides. RefSeq names its product transferrin receptor protein 1. Lineage: Eukaryota; Metazoa; Chordata; Actinopteri; Sciaenidae. Gene Ontology annotation, cellular component: external side of plasma membrane. Gene Ontology annotation, biological process: intracellular iron ion homeostasis; iron ion transport. Bases 147 to 2459 code for a protein of 770 amino acids. The transcript is spliced from 18 exons. The record is from RefSeq and is a predicted model, not a curated record.
CGUCUUUUCUAGACUCGCAGCCAAUCCGAUAGGUAUAUCUGGAAGCAGCGUGCUCAAGGGCAGAGAGAGCGAGCACAUUAGAGAGGAAGACCCGAGCGGAGCAAACCUCGUGGGCUGCGUGGAAGCGAAGAUUCUGUGAAGCAGCAAUGGAUCAGGCAAGGACAACAAUAUCCAAAAUUUUUAAUGGGGAGCCGCACUCCUACACGCGUUUCAACUUGACCCAGAACAUGGAAGGCGAUAACAGCCAGGUGGAGAUGAAGCUAUCAUCUGACAUGGAUGAGGAGGUUGGGGGAAAUGGUGUGGGAGAGCAUCUCAACCAUAACUCCAGCCGCAAACCCUACAUGGCUCAAAAGCUGGGACGCACACCGAAGAAUCUCUGCUUCAUGGCAGCUUCCACCCUUCUCAUCUUUAUUAUCGGGUACUUGAUUGGUUACCUGGUUCACCGGAAGAAGGAUGUGGCUCCAAACUGUGCAGCCUCUGUGCUCCCCUUUGAAAAACCUGCUGAACACGAGACAGGUGCUGCCCCUCUCAUGGACUGGGACGAUGUCAAAAAGCUCUUCGCACAAAAACUCUCUCCACCCAAAUUUGAACCUGUCCUCAGUGAGUUUUCCACUGCUGACCACCGAGCUGGUUCUUCAGGAGAUGAGAGUUUGGGGAACAAGGUGCUCAACAGGUUUAAAGAGUACGGCAUGAACAGCUGGACCGAUGAGCACUUUGUUAAGGUUCAAGACCCUCCAGCUUCUGGAUACAACAAGUUUGUUUUCAAGAAUGGAAGUGAGGAGCGUCUAGAUGGAUUUCUGUCAUACAGUGGCAAUGGAGCAGUAAAGGGUGCCGUGUUGUAUGCACAUUACGGGGAGGAAAGUGACUUCAGGAUGCUGCGUGACAAGAACAUCAACAUGAGUGGCCGGGUCAUGCUGGUCAGAGCUGGUAGGAUCAGCUUUGCUGAGAAGGUUGCUAAUGCUGCCAAAAUGAGUGCCUCUGCUGUGUUGAUCUACCCAGAUUCUGCUGAUUACACUUCUGAUGAGACCACUCAGUUCUUUGGACAUGUUCACCUGGGUUCAGGAGAUCCCUACACACCAGGCUUCCCCUCUUUCAACCACACUCAGUUCCCACCGGUCCAGUCUUCAGGCCUGCCAAAAAUCUUGGCUCAGACCAUCACAGCACGCAUGGCUACCAACAUUCUGAGGCAGCUGGGGGGUCAGAAUGUGCCUGAAGGUUGGGGAGUCGUCACCAAACUGGGAGAUGAGACCGAUGUUAUUACUGUGGAAGUCAACAAUGUUCUUACUGAGAAGAAGAUUAUAAAUGUCUUUGGGGUCAUCAAAGGCUUUGUGGAUUCAGAUCGAUAUGUGGUUAUUGGUGCCCAGAGGGAUGCUUGGGGUUCAGGUUUUGCUGCAUCGACUGUCGGGACCAGUGUCCUUGUUGAGCUGGCACGUUCCAUAUCGGACAUGGUGAAGAACAACGGAUUCAAGCCAAGGAGAAGCAUUGUGUUUGCCAGUUGGAGUGCUGGAGAGUAUGGGAGCGUUGGCGCCACCGAGUGGUUGGAGGGUUAUCUUUCUUCUCUGAGCAUGAAGGCCUUCUCCUACAUCAACCUGGAUGGAGUCGUAUCAGGUCGGAAUGGAUUUAAAGUGGCAGCCAGUCCCUUGAUGUAUAACCUGAUCGAGGGCGCUCUGAAGGAGGUGAACUACACAAACCAGGCAUCUCUCUAUUCUCAAUUUGCAAAGGGCAACUGGGAACAAAAUCUGUUGGAGCCUAUGAAGUUGGAUAAUGCUGCAUAUCCAUUCCUCGCCUUUUCUGGCAUUCCCUCAGUGUCAUUUAGAUUCACUUCUGGUAAUCCAGAGUAUCCGUACUUUGGCACAAUGCUGGACACCCGGGAGAAACUGAACGCUGCCACAUCCAACCAGGUUCCUCAGCUGGCUGAAACAGCAACCCGGUUUGCAGGUCACAUGGUGCUGAGGCUGGUCCAUGAUCAUUUGCUGCGGAUGGACCUGAUGAAGUAUGACAAGAUUAUACGGAAUCGGGUGGCUCAGAUCAACAGGGAAGUUCUUAAGAUUAAGAAGAUGCAUCCCCAGCUGUUGCCUAAGGCCCUGACAGUGAAGUGGUUGAUCAUGGCCCAUGGCUCCUACAGCCGCGCAUCUCAAAGCCUGGCAAGAGACAUCAAGAACAGCGACCUGGAAGACAUAGAAAUGUGCCGCAUCAUUAAUGACCGCAUCAUGUCGGUGGAAAGGAACUUCCUGUCACCCUAUAUGUCUCCCAAAGAGAGUCCUUUCCGUCAUAUCCUGCUGGGGUCUGGUCCUCACACUCUCAAGGGUCUGUCCAACCACCUGGAAGCCCUCAGGGCUGACAACCCUGAGGCAGACGCCGACCUGUUCCGUCACCAGUUCGCCCUGGCAACCUGGACCAUUCAGGGCUGUGCCAACACUAUAGCAGGGGACAUCUGGUCUUUGGAUAAUGAAAUCUAAAAUGUAUUUUCUGCCCUCCUCCCUUGUUCAAGGUUUGGCCCUUUUUAUCACGACUAGCAGUGUGAAAACCAGUAGGCUGUGACGAUUCACCAACAGUCACGGUUUCUAAAUGUAUACCAAAAGCACAGUCAUAUCACCUCUAUUCUGUAAUCUUCAACAUUUCAGUCAUAAGUUGCCCCAUCUCCCUCCUUCAGCCUUAACAAAAAGUUGAUCUCUUUUCCGUUUUACCAUGUGGUACUGAAAUACCACAUUAUAAAUACUUUGGUGCUAGUAACAACUACCUUCAAGCGGCCAUGUUAUGUGGCAGUACUACUUAAAUUGGUGUUUGAUGAAUGUAGUGAAAGUGAUGCUUUUUCAGCACAGUAUCAGGUCAUCUGUUUGCCAGCUCGGAGAUUAAAAACAAAAACAAAAGGGCAUUGUGAUCUAAUAAGCUAAUGACUCUCCAUUUGUUUACCAUAAUUCUUACAAAUCAAAACUGCUGGGAUUUCCACUGCUGCUGAAGCCUCGUGUUCAAACCUGAGCUGGUUUAUGUUGGUAGCUAUAAUUUCAUACUGUGCUGAAAUGUGCCGCUCAACUCACUGUCAGAGAUUCAGAAGUUGCUAAAAAAGGACUGAAGAUUAAUUUAUAAUGACACAACAACAGUUGUGAUGCACAGAAUACACAGAAAUGGAUCUUGGACAUCUUGAUCGUCUGUCGUUACUUGGCGCUUAACAUGUGUGCUGCAUUAAUCUUUUAAGCAAAGUCCUAAUUACACGCAACAAUAGCUAAAAAAAUUAUUUAAAAAUCUGAAUUGGUUAAUUAUCUGAAUCGUCCACCUCCUGGCAUGAGAGCAAAUCCGUAGGCCUUUCAAAAACUUAAGGGAGAUGUGGCACUUGAACAGAAUCCAUACGUCUAUUUAUUGUUAUUUAUUUAUCAGUGGCAGGGUUCACUAUAAAUAGUUUUUUAUCGCCUUUUAUAAAAACAAAUGUAUAAUUAUCGGGAGCAGUGCCUUCCAUAAUUAUGACAGUUAUACUGUCGAAUUGACAAAAGCAGCAUCUGCUAAAAGAAGUGUACAUGUGGACCGACGGCCAGUACUGAACCCAACAAUCAAAUUCUACCUAACUGACACUGGAUUGGUUCUUUAGGCAAGACCAUAUCGAACUUACUGAACACCUUUUGGCUGACUGUCAGUACCGGUCCCUUGGUCCAUGCACACUUCUCGUCUCGACAUUAUCGGGAGCAGUGUCUUCCAUAAUGUAAAAAAAGAAGGUAGUUUUUGCCUACCAGUGUGUGUCUGUAUCGGAGGCAGUGCCCUCCAUAUUUCACUGUAGGGGUGGAUGUUUUUUAUUAUCGGGAACAGUGUUUCCCAUAAUGUGUACAUAAUGAAUACAUUGCUAUACCAUGCACAUGCUGUGUGCAUCUUCAGAACGCUUCUGCCGUUUCUGCGCUAAUGUACCUUCUCUAGUUUCCUCCAAGUCUGCAGCUUCAGCCCACAAAGCUGAAAGAUAGUGAUGAGUUUUAACAUCAGGUCCUCGAAAAAUGUUUCUCAUCUUGUCUGCUUUUUGAGGUAAAGGUGCUGCAGGUCUUUACAUUUUCUGAGUGUCUCAUUUUUAAUCAAACGCUUAUAAUGUGUUGUCUUUUCUUUGGGCUUCAUAUGGAACUAACAUGGAAGGUCUUUGGCUUUAAAGAAAUGUUACAAACAUGUUUGGGACCACUGGUUACAGCUGUGUGGUUCAGUAAAGAUCACCACUCUGCAAAAGGGUUUUGUUUUUAAUGAUGCAGUCGGUGUGAAAGUACAGACUGCUUACUUUUUUGAUGUGUUCAUUCUUUUCUUUGUGCCUUUUUUCUGUUGUUUCAUGACUGCUUUAUGGAGCUGAGUUUCUACGUACAGUACUGCACUUCCAGAGGUUUUGAAGGACGUAUACUUGGCUUGUUUUUUUGUUUUGACACUUCUGUAUUUCUUUCUUUUUUCUGUUGUCUACUAGAAUCAAGUUACUGGAUUAAAAGCCUGUUAUGCUAAAACACCUUUUUAGAAAAAAGUUACCAGAAGAAUGAAAGUUGUAAAAAAAGUGGACAAAUGACAAAAUCUUACAAAAUUGCACUGAAUGUUAAAGUAGCUCACGUGGACCUCCUUUAGCUAAUCUGCUAAAUGUGGUCAGACUGUUUUUGAUUUGUUUAUGAAAAACUACACAAACUUCAUUAGUUUUACAUCAGUAGCCCUCUUUAAUGAUCCUUUAAGCAUUGAUGCAUCAGUAGUCUGAGUGAAUUAAAUGGAUCUGCUGGGCUACAAGUUGCAUUUCUAAUGGUCAUCACAAAAAUCCAAACCCGUUCUUAAGAGGAUGUAGACGUAGGAAUUAAUCUGCAGAAUUUGUUUGACAAGUUUUGUCACAAAUGUUGGAUAAAUGUUUGGAAAUUGUUAAAAUAACAAUGCUUUUUUCUUCUUCAAACUGUACACAAGUUUGCUUAGCUUUACGUUUCUGUUGCUGCAAUAAACAAUCCCAUCACAA